UCCCACCACCUCGGCCACCACCACCUCUGCCGCGAUCACCCCCGCCUUGGCCUCUUCCUCUGCCUCUAGGUUGAAAUACAGACAUGGCUCAACGGAACUAGUGCGGGGUACGGUUCUCUUUGGAAGCUGAGACCUGAAGCCCCUUGGAGAGUCUAUGUAAUGAGUUGGCAAGUCGUCACAGUCGUCUUAUUUGUAGAUUCGGGAAUGGGUCCUUACCUACCCGAUGUCGAAACUGGCAACUUCACCUUGUACGCUGCACUGAUGGUAACCUGAGUGUCAGUCCUGUGCAGCAGUGUCACGUCGCCGGCUUGAUUCUGUGAAAGGUAGAAAACGUGAGAACGCGAGUUCAGAUAUAGACUGGCUGUGCUUGCUAGUGGCAACGCGUAUUCGUGUGACUUUGACAGCCAGCCUCGUUUGUGACUAUGGAGGGGGUGGUUGCAAGAAGACAAACCAAAUAAACAGCCAACAUCAGGCCGCCCCACAUACCGUCAUACUCGGACCGCAGUCAAGACGGGCAGCGGCAUUCCAUCCUAACUUAACACCAAUCACAUCGCCGGAGGCUAGAAAGCACGCCCUACAUGCGACAACAUAUCACUUUCUUUGCAGCGUCGUCACGUCAAUCACUUCGCAAAUGCCACGACAAUGUCAGAGCCUUCUCUCGAUUGGUAUAGGACCCCGACGUGGCAUUUAACGAUUAGCCUUACUGGGCUUUGUUUAAGGCACUGGGCCGAAACCGACGAGGCUGGCGCCUACCCCCGCACCAAUAAAGGACCCUGCCUUGUUGGUUUUGAUCCUGAGGAGGACCCGAGGUCUCCCACGCCGCGUAUGUAGAGUAUUAUACGGAGAUUGGAACGCAUCGUAUAUAUGGUCUCCAAGGCUGGCGAUAAACCACGAUGUUUUCAGUGCUGGGGUGACGGUCACAUUGCACACUUCAACCAGAACAUCCUACUACCAAACGCUGCACUCUACUGAAUGGAGCAUUAUGACUUUCCAAGAAUCUACCCUGGAAGAUGCUCCAGCAAACUCUGGCGCGAUGGAGCUUGCCAAACCCAGUGCGAUACCACCUGAGAAGUCUAGGCUGUACCAGCUUGAGAUGUUCGAAGCAAGCAUGGCUCGCAACACCAUUGUAGUGAUGGAUACUGGCAGCGGAAAAACUCAUAUUGCGGUUAUGCGCAUACAGGCCGAGCUAGAGAGAUGCCCGCCACAGAAGCGUGUCUGGUUUCUUGCCCCGACAGUUACACUAUGCGAGCAGCAAUACACUACCCUCCGCACAAACAUCCCAUACGUUCAGACACGCCUACUCGUGGGUUCCGAUAAUGUCGACCGUUGGAGUGAGCAAAGGAUAUGGGACGCAGUGCUAGAAAAUGUCCGAAUAGUCGUAUCCACCCAUGGCGUUUUGUCAGAUGCUCUCAGCCACGGGUUUGUCCGAAUAGAAGAGCUGACACUCUUGGUGUUUGACGAAGCUCAUCAUUGCGCGGGCGAGCAUCCCGCAAAUAAGAUAAUGAAAAAUUAUUAUCAUCCUCUCCUGGCGCUGAAAGGGCCAAAUGCUGUACCACACAUUCUCGGCUUAACCGCAAGCCCAGUUAUACGAUCCAAACCAUCGGAUCUAGAAAUUAUCGAGCGUAAUCUCAAUGCGCUAUGUCGAACACCACGAGUUCAUCGUGGAGAGCUGCUAGAAUACGUCCACCCGCCGACAUUUGUGAGGCUUGCCUACUUGUCAAACCCAUCAAUAUACGGGCAAUAUACUUCUCCGGCGCUUGUCAACCUAACAAUUGUCUAUGCCAAUGCUACGAACUCUAGCGCAUCCCAGGAUUCGGAUAUUGAUCUCCGCGAAUUGAAAUCAUUUUGCAGGAAAUCACGUCAUAUAUACGACGAGCUAGGCCAAUGGGCUGCAGAUUACUAUAUUAAAACAUCUGUGGAUAUCUGGAGUGCCGCGGAAACGAAACGGAACGGAGACCCGUUUUUUGAUAAUGGGAAACGGAGCAAUGCUCUACUCAAGUUGUUGCGUCACCAAGUUCAAAGUGCUAGUUCGGCAUUGGACUCUAGUCAUCCAGAUGAAAUGAACACAACACGGAAAGUGCGACAGUUAGUUCGAUUCCUGACAAGUUACGGGAACGGUGAUCUUCAUGGGAUUAUAUUCGUUGAGCAACGGGCAACCGUGGCGGUCCUCCACCAACUCCUCUCUCUCCAUCCCAUGACAAAGGGCAUGUUGAGGUGCGGGACAUUUAUUGGAACUUCUAGCUUCUCCAGUAGGAAAUCAUCUCUUGGCGAUUGGCUCACUCCCCUAGAGCAGAUGGAUACCCUCGAUUGCUUUCGAAAGAAGGACAAGAACUUUAUCAUUGCAACUAGCGUUCUUGAGGAGGGGAUUGAUAUAUCAGCUUGCAAUAUAGUUAUAUGCUUCAAUAAACCGCCCAAUCUCAAAUCGUUUAUUCAACGGAGGGGAAGGGCAAGAAAAAGCCGUUCUAUUUUUGUCCUCCUAGUUUCGUCGGAUGACCGUUCUUUGGGUCCACAGGAAUGGGGAGACAUGGAGAAUCAAAUAAGGGAAGAGUAUCAAAAAGAUGCUUCGAAACGUCAGAAACUGCAGCAGCUAGAAGAUGCCGAAGAGCAUGUUGAAGGGCGUUCCAAUGCUAGAUUCGAGAUCAAGUCAACCGGGGCCCUCCUCACCCUUGAAACUGCCGUUGCUCAUAUCCAUCACUUCUGCGCAACUCUCCCCCCGCAACCCUACGUGGAUCUCCAACCAAAGUUCUAUUUCCAAGAGAGUUUCUACGGCCUGAUAACUGGGAAUGUUACAUUACCAAACUGUGUCGAUUCAUCAGUACGAACGGCAUCUUCUGGUUGGGAAUGGAAAUCGGAACGGAUGGCGAAGAAAGAUGCUGCUUUCCAGGCGUACGUUGCCUUGUAUAAGAAGGGACUGGUUAAUGAGAACCUACUGCCACUGCUACUUGGGAAGGAAGAAGACGUUAUGGCUGAUAUAGAGACAAGGGCUUCUGUAGAGGAAGUCUCCGAAAUCUUUGACCCCUGGAUAAGUAUUGCAAAAAGCUGGAUGGAACCAUCAGACUCUCUGAAGAAGAAACUUAUCUCCAUCACCAGGCCAGACCGUCCGACUCUGUAUUUGGCUAUGGUUUUCCCUCAGGAGUUGCCUGCUCUCGAAACCUUUACGAUUUACUGGGACAAUGAGAUAACUUACUCGAUUUCCAUUAGUGAGACUACAUCAAUAUCACCCACCGAUACCCCAUUCAUUCCUAUAAUGAGGCAAGUUACGUCAACGAUUUUUCAAGCAGUCCAUUUCAAUCGUAUGCCGAUAGGGCGUGAUGAUUUCCUUGCGCUCUUUAUACCACAUAUUGGCGAGGGAUUACUUCAGUCAUGGCUGGAAGAAAGUGCUGGAAAUCUGCCAGCUGCAGAGAUACUAGAUACGAAUACGAUGCCCAAUGCUUCAUAUGGCCUCAUCCGAGAUCAAGCACGUUACGCGGCUCCACAUAUAUUCAAAGAGACUGUUGAUGAUGGCACGAUAAAAGUCGUUCGUUUGCCCAAAAGACGAGACUUUCUUCAUCGUAGCUUUGCAAGCAAGUCAGAAACCGAAAACGAAGUAGAUUGCUCUGAGAAGCCGGCUUUAUUCUUGCCUUUGGAAUCAAGCACUGUUGACAAGUUGCCGAUGGAAUAUGUGGAGUGCUCUCUUCUCAUCCCUUCUAUUAUGCACCGGCUAUGGAGACAAGCCGUUGCUUUGGACUUAUAUAACGCCGUAUUUGAAGAUCAGGGGUUUCUUAACCUCGAUUAUGUUAUCACAGCAACAAACGCCCCUUCUGCCAACGAGAACUCAAACUACCAACGCUUGGAGUUCAUUGGGGAUUCGGUCUUAAAAUACCUCGUCUGCGUGAAUUUGUACGCUUCUCAACCCUCAUGGCCUGAAGGCUACCUGUCCAGGGCCAAGGAUCAGGCAGUUGCCAAUUCUCACCUUUCGCGGGCUGCUCUGGCUGUAGGACUCGACCGUUAUAUUGUAACGAAAACCUUCACAGCACGGAAAUGGUCUCCACCGUAUAUCCAAGAUAUAUUAGAUGCUGCAUCAUCUCCAGAGAAGCGCACCUUGUCAACCAAGGUCCUCGCCGACGUUGUGGAAGCGCUUAUUGGCGGCGCAUUUCUUGAUAGGGGGUACGAGGCAGCUGCAACUUGUAUAAGCCGUUUCCUUCCUGAGAUGCGGAUAACAGCCCCGCUCGAUAUAUUUGCUAGAGGUAUUCAUACAGAGAGUGUUUUUGCUCCCACAUCGCUCGCAAACGGUCACCUUGCAGAUGUCGAGCGCUUAAUUGGAUAUCAGUUCAAGAAUCGGGGUUACCUACUGGAAGCUAUAACCCACCCAUCGUGCGAACACGACUCGCACACGAGCUCGUAUCAGAGAUUAGAAUUCAUUGGGGACGCUACGUUGGAUAUGAUAGUCGUUUCUUUCAUGAUCGACAAUGCACCGGAAUUAUCACACGGCAGGAUGCACCUGACAAAGACCGCUGUGGUUAAUGCGGGAUUUUUAGCCUAUCUCUGCAUGGACGCAUCGCUUGAACAAGUCGUUACGGAUGUUGCUUUGAGCCCAAACCACUACUCGACUGGCUUUACAGAAGUCCACAGCUCAAAGCUUGUGCACCUAUGCCAGUUAAUGAGACAUCAACACCCAGAGAUAAACACUGCAAUGAGUAGCUGCUUGGAAAGAUAUCAUAAACUGCAACCUGCCAUUGCAUCUGCUAUUGCCCAUGGGAAUGAGUAUCCAUGGGUACUGCUAACAAGCCUAGCUCCGGCAAAGUUCUUGUCUGAUAUUGUCGAAAGUAUCAUUGGCGCAGUCCUCAUAGACGCAGCCGGCGACUUAUCAGCAUGCAAGAAAGUUGCAGAGAAUCUCGGGUUAAUCGCCUAUCUCCGCCGCAUUUUAGAUGAAGAUGUGAAUAUUCCCCACCCAAAGAAUAAGCUCGGCGAGAUGUCUUCAGGUCGGACGGUCGAGUAUAAACUUGGGAAAGAGGGGCAGGAAUAUACCUGUACUGUGGAGGUGGGAGGCACUGCCAUUGUCAGUGUCUCACAGGGGAUAUCUCAGGAAGAGGUUAUGACGAAGGCAGCGUAUAUGGCAGUUGAGCUUCUUGGAUAAUUAUUGACAAGUUAUGUAGUAUGGUAAUGUCUCUCAUAUAACGUAUUUCACAAGCGAGUGAACAACUUGACAAAAGUCAACAUGCCACUACCACCACAAGCUACACCCUCUAUUCAGUAGGGUAGGAUUGUUCUAGACACAACAGAGCGCAAAGGGAG
Molecule: messenger RNA, 5274 nt
Organism: Pseudogymnoascus destructans
Lineage: Eukaryota; Fungi; Ascomycota; Leotiomycetes; Thelebolales; Thelebolaceae
Gene: DCL2
Product: Dicer-like protein 2
Exons: 7
Coding region: 983-5116 (1377 amino acids)
Biological process (GO): siRNA processing
Cellular component (GO): nucleus; cytoplasm; RISC complex
Molecular function (GO): ATP binding; RNA binding; ribonuclease III activity
Source: RefSeq, a predicted model, not a curated record